Molecule: messenger RNA, 1380 nt
Organism: Pyricularia oryzae 70-15
Lineage: Eukaryota; Fungi; Ascomycota; Sordariomycetes; Magnaporthales; Pyriculariaceae
Exons: 1
Coding region: 197-1141 (314 amino acids)
Molecular function (GO): NAD binding
Source: RefSeq, a predicted model, not a curated record
UGAAUGCUCGAAAACUUUGUCCAGGAGAUCUGCAUUGUCUUUUGUUCCCACGAGUCGAAAUUUCUUUGUAAACUUUUUUCUUGCGACGACUGACUCGACCAGAGCCUUCAGGUGUUAAUAGAACGAUCCCUCACCUCAUCACCAUCUUCUCUGGAAUCAUCGAGUUUGUGGACAGUAAAACAUAGUGCUUGCCAUCAUGAAGCUCCUCUACCCAACCUCUCUCAAGCUCGACGUCCAGAGCCUCGAGGGCUUUGGCGUCGCCCUCCAACCCUACGAUGUCACGACCCCCAUCCCGGAGGAGCACAUCGACGCCGACGUGCUGGUGACGUGGACCAACACCGCCGACAACCUCAAGGACGCGGCUGGGCGCAUGAAGAACCUGAAGUGGAUCCAGUCGCUGGCCGCCGGCCCCAAUGACGUCCUCAACGCCGGCUUCGACCCGACCAAGAUCAAGAUCACCACCGGUUCCGGCUGCCACGACCACACCGUCGCCGAGCACGCCCUCGGCCUGCUCCUCAACGCCGCUCGCCGCUUCUACGAGAUGCGCGACUACCAGCUGCAGCGCAAGUGGCCCGCCCACCUGGGCGGCGCCCAGCCCGACCGCCCCGCCGACAAGUUCACCUCCCUCCGCGGCGCCAACGUCCUCGUCUGGGGCUUUGGCAACAUCGCCAAGACGCUGACGCCCGUGCUGGUCGCGCUCGGGGCCAACGUCAAGGGCGUGGCCAGGACCGCCGGCGUGCGCAACGGCGUCGAGGUGUUUGGCGAGGACAAGCUGGACGAGCUGCUGCCCAAGACCGACGCGCUCGUCAUGAUCCUGCCCGGGUCGGACUCGACGCGGAACGUGUUCAACGCUCAGAGGAUCAAGCAGCUGCCCAAGCACGCGUGGCUCGUCAACGUCGGCAGGGGCACGUCGGUCGACGAGAAGGCUCUUGACGCCGCGCUCCGGAACGGAGAGCUCGGUGGUGCCGCGCUCGAUGUCUUCGAGACGGAGCCGCUGCCAGAGUCAUCGCCGCUCUGGGACGCGCCCAACGUCAUUGUCAGCCCGCAUGCCGCCGGUGGCAGGCCGCAGGGUGCCGAGGAGCUGAUCGCCUACAACCUGAGGAGGUUUAGGGCCGGCCAGGACCUGAGGAAUAUCCUAUGACGCCAGACAGGUCAAACAGCCAAGCUGUGAUAUGACAAGCCUGCAAGCUGUUGUAUAUGGGUAGUUGAUGUAUUAUAACCUUACUAGAACCUAGUGGUACUGCAACAUAGGUGCUCAUCUUUGAUGAUGUGUGUAUACAUCUGAGCUGUCGUCAAGUUUGGAAUAUGUCGAGCGAUCAUCCUGAUACGACUGUUGCAUCCUGUCCAUAACUUGCUAUAAAUAAAAUCGCAUUAGUAUCA